GGCUGGUUCUUUACAGGCCAACCACAGGAAAAGCAAGAAAUGGACAUUUGGCUCCUGAUUCUUCUGUCCCUUUCCUCUGCCACCGCCAUUACUCUUAUCCUCUACCAAGCCGCCAACCAUAGAACCAAGAAGAGAAGGCUCCCGCCCGGCCCUCCAUCCGUGCCAAUUCUGGGUAACCUCUUCUGGCUCUGGCGUUCCCUUCAAGAGCUGGAGUCCAUCCUCCGGGAGCUCCACUCUCGCUACGGCCCCAUCGUCACCCUCCACGUAGGCUCCCGCCGUGCCAUCUUCAUCUCAGACCGCACCCUCGCCCACCGGGCUCUUAUCGAACACGGUGCCACCUUCUCCGACCGCCUCGCCACCCGUUUCUCCGGCGACACCCAGCGUAUCAUCUCCUCCGCCACCUACGGCCCCCUCUGGCGCCUCCUCCGCCGCAACCUCAUCUCCGAGAUCCUCCACUCACCCCGCGUCAAGCUCUAUGCCCAUGGUCGCGCCUGGGUCCUUCAAGUCCUCACCAAUCACCUCCGAUCCCAAGCCGAUUCAAAUGACGCUGGCGCGGUCACUGCCAUGGAGAGCUUUCAAUUCGCCAUGUUCUGUUUGCUAGUUCUCAUGUGCUUCGGCGAGAAAUUAGACGAGAAGGCCAUCAAGGACAUCGAGAUUGCAACUCGGAGAUUACUACUCUAUGCCAACAAGCUCAACGUCCUCGCCUUCGCUCCAAGAAUCUCGAGGUACAUCUUCUGGAAUAGGAUAAAGACGGCCCUCCAAAUGCGUCAGGCACAGAUAGAGCUGUUUGUCCCCUUGAUUAAAGCUCGAAAAGAAUACAAGAAUCAUCCGCAGCACAAGAACGAAGAAGAAAGGUACGUUUACUCUUACGUUGACUCGCUCCUCGACAUGGAAAUCCCUGAGGAAGGGGGGAGGAAGCUGACCGAAGAGGAGAUGGUGUCCUUGUGCUCGGAGUUUCUGACUGCGGGCACCGAUACCACCUCAACGGCAUUGCAGUGGAUCAUGGCGAACCUUGUGAAGCAUCAAGGCAUACAGGCGAAGCUAUUGGAAGAGAUUGAGCGGGUGGUGGGGAAAGACGAGAAGGAGAUUAAGGAGGAGGACUUGCAAAGGAUGCCGUAUCUAAAGGCCGUGAUCUUGGAAGGGCUGCGACGGCACCCGCCGGCACACUUUGUGGUGCCACACAAGGUGACGGAGGAUGUGACCUUAGAUGGGUAUUUGAUACCACGGAACGCGUCGAUUAAUUUUAUGGUAGCAGAGAUGAGCUGGGAUGGGAAGGUGUGGGAGGAGCCGAUGGAGUUCAAGCCGGAGAGGUUCUUGGCUGGGGGUUCGGGCGAGGGGGUGGAUAUAACUGGGAGUAGGGAGAUCAAGAUGAUGCCCUUUGGGGUGGGCAGGAGGAUAUGCCCCGGGCUCGGGUUGGCCAUGCUGCAUCUCGAAUACUUUGUGGCCAAUUUGGUGAGGGAAUUCGAGUGGAAGGCUGUGGACGGGGAGGAGGUGGACUUGUCCGAGAAGCCGGAAUUUACCGUUGUCAUGAAGAGGCCUCUUCGGGCUUGCAUACUUCCACGGAGACGGCCUUGCGGUGAAGCGCUGUAAUUUGUUGCUUAGACGACACCAAUUCUCUCUCUCUCUCUCUCUCUCGAUUUCGACCUAUGCUCGUUGUUUCUGGAAUUGUAAAACAGGGCACUUUCCACUAUUUCUGUUUAUUUAUAUAUAUAUCUGUAUCUGAUUCCGACCA
Elaeis guineensis (African oil palm) is the source of this 1732-nucleotide messenger RNA. Its product is annotated as cytochrome P450 89A2. The record is from RefSeq and is a predicted model, not a curated record. NCBI's taxonomy places the organism in Eukaryota, Viridiplantae, Streptophyta, Magnoliopsida, Arecales, Arecaceae. Gene Ontology annotation, molecular function: heme binding; iron ion binding; oxidoreductase activity, acting on paired donors, with incorporation or reduction of molecular oxygen, NAD(P)H as one donor, and incorporation of one atom of oxygen. Gene Ontology annotation, cellular component: membrane.